Messenger RNA from Paramacrobiotus metropolitanus, 750 nucleotides. RefSeq lists its product as uncharacterized. The transcript is spliced from 2 exons. NCBI's taxonomy places the organism in Eukaryota, Metazoa, Tardigrada, Eutardigrada, Parachela, Macrobiotidae. The record is from RefSeq and is a predicted model, not a curated record. The coding region runs from base 102 to 428 and encodes 108 amino acids.
CCAAAGAUAAUAAGGCAAUCCAGUCCGCUUUCUACCAAAGGUCUCUUUCCAGCAAUAUAAAGUGACCUAUUUGCAGCUGCUUUGUUAACACCUCCACAACCAUGCGUAUCUUUUUCGUGGCUGUUAUUCUGGUUGCGGUACUGUGCCUGGUCUACGUUAAGGGAGCGACACUUGAACAAGCGGACGGUGAAGCGGAAACCAUGCUGCAACGACUGAAACGCGACAGUCACCGCUGCUACAGCGAUUACGACUGCUCUUCCUGGCGCUACUGCAGCUCGUACGGCUACUGUCACGAACGCAGCCGCUCGCUGGUCCACCGACAGAAACGCGACAGCCACCGCUGCUACAGCGAUUACGACUGCUCCUCGUGGCGCUACUGCAGCUCGUAUGGCUACUGCCACGAACGCAGCCGUUCACUCGUCCAUUAAUGAGCUCGCAGUUCUUACGACUGACGUCGGCAACAACCAACGUGCCACUUUUCGGAGAGUAAUUCUCCCUCUCGGCGCAUCUGCUUCCGUUACGGUAAAAGCAACCGUAGCAGCAACAGAUCAUUGCAACCUAAAAGCAUCCAGCGAUUACAUUAUAUCUAGCGGUUCAAUUAAUGCAGUGCAAGAUCCGGGUGACGGUACGCUUCUUAUUAGUGGUGCUUAUUAGUGUUCUUAUUAGUUUUAUUAUCUGAGCAUGCAUGCUGCUGGUAAAAUAUGAUGGACUUCAUUCAAAUUGCCGCAAAAAACCAAUGUUCGCCAAAAA